AUGGAGCGCAGUCAAGUAGGAGACCUGUCAGCAACAAAUGAGGCGCUGAGGUCCGCUUUGACCAGCCAGUUCUUCGAAUAUACCCCAGUGCCAAGAGCCUUUGAUGACAUCAAAGAUGAGAGGGAUGUCCGGAAUUGGCUAAGAUGGCUCUGCACAUCGCUGGAGCAGGCUGGCAACGACCAGUCCUAUGGGAAUCCUUUGUCCCUACACUUACACAACAGAGUGCUUCCGAGAGCAGGGGCCUGCUUGGAUGUGGCAUCCGUUUCUCUGAGCUUCCGACGCGUGAAGCUCUCCAGUGAUAGUGCCUCAACCACUACAGACAGGUUUUCCCAGCUAUAUCCGUUAACAUGGAUGGCAAGUACCAUCGCUCCCGGACAAGAUGGAGGGAGUGUUGAAGAAACAUCUACCAUCCUCGCUGGCAAUGUGUCAUGGGUGCACACGCCAUCUUGCUCGUCGUGUGGAGAUGCAGGAUACCAAGAUGCUGGAGGAUACCUGGCAAUGACCACGUCUUCCGCAACUGGUACAUUUGUCCAUUUGGUUGACCAGUCACAAACGUUUGAUGUGCAACCAAAUGAAGACGUCUAUCAUUGCGACCAGCGACUUCUAAGAUCUGGAAGUGUGACUUUGGAUGCCUUUCUGUCUGAGCCGUUCUUUGAUCCGCAGCUCGGUAGCCUGACUGUGGAGUUCCAGUCCUACAACGCAAACUACCAGAGCUUGUCGAGAGUGAAUGUGUUUUUCCAGUUCAGUGCCGCCGGUGGACUCUCCUCGCACAGCCUUAGAGCAGAUACGAUUCGAUUGGACGUCUCUCAUGGUUGGAUUCAUUACUUUGAGUAUGCCUACCUGAUCCUCACAUGCCUCUAUUUCUUCGAGCUGGUCUACAGAAUCGGCAAGGGCUUUCCCACAUACUUGAGAAACUUCUGGUGCUACGUUAAUGCAUGUUCCAUCAUUGGAAGCAUCAGUUGCUUUGGUCUCUGGUAUUACUACAUGCCUCGGCUACGAGAUUUCCAAAUCGGACGGCAGUUUGAGCAACCAGCUGAGUUUCAAAGCCGAUUUGAAACCUUCUCCCUCUACAUCGUGGCUUCUUCGUUUGCCACGUUCACCAUCUACUUAAGGGUGCUUCAGUUUCUCUCCAACACACGCUCGCGCGUGGUUCUCCUCCUGAAGACCAUUAUGUUCAGUGCAGGAAAUAUGGUCGUGUACAUCCUCUACAUCGGUGUGAUCUUUGUUGGCUUCUUCACAUUCGCUUUAACGCACUUUGCGCCACUCUCUGCAAACUUCACUGAUCCAUGGCACACUUUUGUUAGCACCUUCUCGCUGUUCUUCGGGGACCUGAGUGUGGUAAAUGGCUUCCAAGCACCACUCCGGGUUCCUUUCAUUUGGCUCUUCAUGUUCUUCUUUUUCUUCUUGUCGGUGCAGAUGUUCAACGCGAUCAUCAACUACUCGUACAACAGGGUCUCGGAAGACAUGAAGGCCGUGUUCCAACGUGAGCAGUACGAGCAGCAGCUGAAGAGAAAGAAGAAGGGCAGGAGUCUCUGGCAGAUUAUCACCAGCUUGCGCAAGCCCAAGCCGGCGGAAGAGCAGGAAGAUGUUGAAGCAGUUUCUGCAGGGGUCAAUGCACAAACUACUGCCGUGGUGUCAGAUGCAUCGGCACUUGAUGAGGCAGUUCGACAAAAGGUUGAGGAGUACCGUGGGAGGGACACCAACAAGAGUGCCAAGGACGGCAUUUGCACAGCUGUGGCAUACACCGUCAUGGUGGCAUGUUACAUCUGGUUCCUUUAUGUCAACAUGAGGGUUGAAGAGAAGAGUUCCGUUCGCCUUGUGGUCAACGAAACGGUGCAUGCACUGGAAGUGUCCUCGUCAAUGGCGUUGGGAUCUGUUGAGCCCCCUCCGGAAACAUGGGCAGACAUUCACGCAUGGCCACAGGCAAUUUCUUGGAUUCAAGCUGGACUGCCGCAGUUGGUCUUCAACUCCACCUCCGCAACCAGCAUGGCCUUGGCCGUAUCCGCAGCAGAGCCGGUGGCAUCCGAAGGCACCCGAUGUCUACGAUCUUGGAACUGCUUCGUCACAGGCAUAUCUGCGAAUGCUAGCCGGAACAUUGUGCGCAUCACGCAGAAGAGAAGCAAGAGAUUGUUGAACAACGGUGCUCGCCAUGACUCUACGCCAGAUGACGAGCGUUUCAUCGGUGGGAUUGACAAUGUUACGGGAAAGGAGGUGCAGCAGCUGCUGGUGAAUGUCUCGGGGUUCUCCCAACGGAUUGAUCCUGAGUCCUCCAGCAACGUUGCCGAGGAUACGAAUGUGCAAUUUCAACUUGCCCUCAGGGAGCAAGAGCUUUGCAGAAGUGUGGCUGCAGACACACCCGGCAGCUACAAGAAGACUGGCGGAAUCGUGUGCGAGCUGGACUCAGAUCCAGUGAUCUUUCGGGAGCAGAUGGAUCUCAUGCUUUCAAGUGAGUUCUUCACAACAGCUUCUGCCACUUUUGUAGUUGAGCUUGUAGCUCACAAUGUCAACCGAGACGUGUUGAGCUACAUCAUCAUCAAGUUCGUGCAAACGCCAGCCGGCGAAGUGAAAAAGGACCUGCGGGUAUACUCUCUGGCAUUGUUUGGGUGGGAUGUGGGAGUAGACAAGCUGGAGUACUUCAUAGGACGUCUACUUCCUGGAGUAGUGUACAUGAUCCUCGUCACAUGCUUCACCAUCAUGCUCUAUCGGGAGAUGCAGACAGAGCACACCCGCAGAGCAGUCUCUUUGGAGGGUGCAGGCAAGGGCCCAGGCUUCCUGACCACUAUCUACACCUUCUUCGUCUCUGACAUCUUCCGGCCUGUGGAUGCGCUUUCAUUUCUGAUGUCCUUCUGGAGCUUUGUGCUCUUCAUCAUGUGGCUGGUGAAGGAAGGCGAACUCCCGCAGAAGCUUUCGGCAGAUUAUGGCUCGAUUGUUGACUUUGCAUCUGAGCUGACAGCCCAGGAGAGAGAGUACAACCGCAUCUCAUCCGCCAACUUGCUCCUAAUUUUUGUGCGACCUCUUCGCUUCAUUCGCGAAGACCCUCGCAUCCAAAAGAUCAAUCAGACGCUGAAGGAGGCUCGGACCGACAUUUUUUGGUUCAUCGUAGUCCUUGGCAUCGUGCUUUUCGCAUGUACCUUACUGUCCUUUGUGUCCUUUGGGCCUUCCUUUAUCAAGUGCGCCGACAUCUUUACCGCCUUCAUCUUCUGCUUCUCUUUCAUUAUUGGAGAGUUCGAUUUCUGGAGCCUCUACAAUGCAAAUCCCACCAUGGCAGUUCUGUUCUUCUUCCCGUACCUCAUUCUCGUCUAUUGCGUGUUUACUAACAUCUUCUUUGCGAUUCUUGAUCGGUUUUUUGUCUCCGCGGAUCCUCCACCCAUCAAGUUCAAGCGCAAGCUAAAGCCGAUCUUCUCCAAGAUCUGUCGAUGUAUCGACUGGGACGAUGACUUCGUAAUGGAGGGGGACCCAAAGGCUGCCAAGAAGGACGGUCCAGUCUCACGUGCAGGCCGUGUGGCAUUCACUGCUAAGGUGAUCCACAACAUCCGCAAAGGUUUGGAUGGAGAAGCUGGCGGCCAGAUGUCUUUGAGCAAGCCGCUUCGUGAGGUUUGCGACAUGGAUGACCGCCUCUUGGGCGUGGUGAAGUGGGGCAAGGAGGAGGCCUCCUCAUUGGUCAGUGAGUUUCAGAACCUUCUCGCCAAAAAGCAGAAUUACAAGAACGAAGACGUGUUCAUAAAGCAGGUUGUCAUGAAGAAAGUUGACCAGGAUGAAGGCAGGACCCGAGCAGAGAUGGAAGAGGCACAUCGGCAGAUGAGGUAUGCAGCCGAAGUUCAUGAAGUCAUGGCAUUGCGUGACCAGCAGACGCUCGCAAAGUAUAUCUGGCUCUUGGAACAGAAGAUCCAGAAGAAGAUGAAUGACCAGCAUGCCCUAAAGAUGGAGGUUCAUCACCUUCAGGAAGAAAUGGACAGGAUGCGUUUCACCAAGGAAGAGCUGAGGAACCAAGCAACUGGCAUGGGCUCCACAGAAGCAAUGCCGGACGACGAGACCAACGGCCUUCCAAAUUCAGACGAGGAGGAUAUGGAUGAGCUUCGCGAAGGCGAAGUUGUCGCCGGAGCACUGACCGCAGAUGACCCUAACGCAGCCAUGGACCAUCCAAUGCCGCGGGAGAACCCGACGACCAUCUCGAUGCUAAAUGCGUUGAAUGGCCACAAGGCGUAA
Messenger RNA from Symbiodinium pilosum, 4206 nucleotides. NCBI's taxonomy places the organism in Eukaryota, Dinophyceae, Suessiales, Symbiodiniaceae. The record is from the annotation of a GenBank genome assembly.